Molecule: messenger RNA, 4171 nt
Organism: Pipistrellus kuhlii (Kuhl's pipistrelle)
Lineage: Eukaryota; Metazoa; Chordata; Mammalia; Chiroptera; Vespertilionidae
Gene: DMGDH
Product: dimethylglycine dehydrogenase
Exons: 16
Coding region: 1-2772 (923 amino acids)
Cellular component (GO): mitochondrion
Molecular function (GO): oxidoreductase activity; protein binding
Source: RefSeq, a predicted model, not a curated record
AUGGCGAAGCGGCUUUGCGGUCGCCGGGUGGCCGGAGCGCGCUGGCCCAGGAGCCCGCCCCUCGCCCGGGGGAGGAUCUCACGCGGCCCGGCGGCCCGCCAGCCUCCGCCUCGGAGCCCUGGGUGUCCGCGCCGUCAGCUUCGCCAUGCUCCGCCCGGGCGUGCAGCGGCUGCGGGGCCUCCCGCUGCGGGGCUUGGGGCUGCCCGGCUCCCCGAGCCGCCCGUUCUCUGUCGGCGGCCACGAAGGAAAGGACAACCCACCCUUACCUGCAGAAACAAGAUGGAAAGACAGAGCAGAGACAGUGAUCAUUGGAGGUGGCUGUGUUGGUGUGAGUCUGGCUUAUCACCUGGCCAAAGCAGGGAUGAAGGACGUGGUCCUCCUGGAGAAAUCGGAGCUCACUGCUGGAUCUACCUGGCACGCAUAUUUUCUUUCCUCUUCACUUUUAAGGCAGGUUUAACAACUUACUUUCAUCCUGGAAUAAACUUGAAGAAAAUACACUAUGAUAGCAUCAAACUUUAUGAGAAACUGGAAGAAGAAACUGGACAGGUGGUGGGAUUCCAUCAGCCAGGUAGUAUCAGAAUUGCUACAACUCCUGUAAGGGUAGAUGAAUUUAAAUAUCAAAUGACUCGGACUGGCUGGCAUGCAACAGAACAGUAUAUUAUUGAACCUGAGAAAAUUCAAGAGAUGUUCCCUUUACUCAACAUGAACAAGAUUUUAGCCGGACUGUAUAAUCCUGGAGAUGGUCAUAUCGAUCCUUACUCUCUAACUAUGGCUCUGGCUGCUGGGGCUAGGAAAUAUGGUGCCCUUUUAAAAUAUCCUGCACCGGUGACUUCUCUGAAACCCAGGUCAGAUGGAACAUGGGAUGUUGAAACACCACAGGGAUCUAUGAGAGCAAAUAGAAUUGUGAAUGCUGCAGGAUUUUGGGCUCGUGAAAUUGGUAAAAUGGUUGGACUAGAACAUCCUCUCAUUCCGGUUCAGCAUCAGUAUGUUGUUACUUCGACUAUCCCUGAAGUAAAAGCUUUGAAACGAGAACUCCCUGUGCUCCGUGACCUGGAAGGCUCCUACUACCUCCGGCAGGAAAGGGAUGGGCUCCUGUUUGGUCCGUAUGAAAGUCAGGAGAAAAUGCAACUUCAGGACUCCUGGGUCACCAGUGGAGUCCCUCCAGGGUUUGGGAAGGAACUCUUUGAGUCAGAUCUGGACCGGAUCAUGGAACACGUCGAAGCUGCCAUGGAAAUGGUUCCGGUCUUGAAGAAGGCUGACAUCAUCAAUAUUGUCAACGGUCCUAUCACCUAUUCCCCUGACAUUCUGCCUAUGGUGGGUCCCCAUCAAGGGCUCAGAAACUACUGGGUGGCUAUUGGCUUUGGAUAUGGCAUCAUCCACGCCGGCGGGAUAGGGAAAUACCUCAGUGACUGGAUCCUGCAUGGAGAGCCUCCUUUUGACCUAAUAGAAUUGGAUCCCAAUCGAUAUGGCAAAUGGACGACCACUCAGUACACUGAGGCCAAAGCAAGAGAGUCGUAUGGAUUCAACAAUAUUGUUGGGUACCCUAAAGAAGAACGGUUUGCUGGGAGGCCGACUCAGCGAGUCAGUGGGCUUUACAAAACCCUAGAGUCUAAAUGUUCCAUGGGAUUUCACGCGGGCUGGGAACAGCCACACUGGUUCUACAGACCGGGUCAGGACACCGGGUACAGGCCAAGUUUUCGCCGCACAAACUGGUUUGAGCCGGUCGGCUCUGAAUAUAAACAAGUUAUGCAAAGAGUAGGGGUGAUUGACCUGUCACCAUUUGGCAAGUUUAACAUCAAAGGCCAAGAUUCUACUAGAUUGUUGGACCAUCUCUUUGCAAAUGUCAUUCCAAAGGUGGGUUUUACAAAUAUAAGUCACAUGUUAACACCAAAAGGUCGAGUGUAUGCUGAGCUGACUGUAUCUCACCAGUCUCCUGGGGAGUUUCUAUUAAUAACUGGUUCUGGAUCAGAACUUCAUGAUCUUAGAUGGAUUGAAGAAGAGGCAGUCAAAGGUGGAUAUGAUGUUGAAAUUAAAAACAUAACUGAUGAGCUUGGAGUCCUUGGGGUUGCAGGGCCACACGCGAGAAAGGUCCUUCAGAAACUGACCUCUGAAGAUCUUAGUGAUGAUGUCUUCAAGUUUCUUCAAACCAAGUCUUUAAAGGUUUCCAACAUUCCUGUCACUGCUAUUAGGAUAUCUUAUACUGGUGAGCUGGGUUGGGAGCUGUACCACAGACGAGAAGAUUCUGCGGCGCUGUAUAACGCCAUCAUGGAUGCAGGCCAGGAGGAGGGAAUUGACAAUUUUGGCACAUAUGCCAUGAAUGCCUUAAGAUUGGAGAAAGCUUUCAGAGCCUGGGGGUCCGAGAUGAACUGCGAUACAAACCCCUUGGAAGCUGGUUUGGAAUAUUUUGUAAAGCUCAAUAAGCCCGCAGACUUCAUAGGAAAGCAAGCACUGAAACAGAUUAAAGCCGAGGGGCUGAAACGGAGGCUGGUCUGCCUCACCUUGGCCACGGACGACGUGGAUCCGGAGGGAAACGAAAGCAUCUGGCACAAGGGCAAGGUGGUUGGAAACACGACCUCUGGAAGCUACAGUUACAGCAUCCAGAAGAGCCUGGCCUUCGCAUACGUCCCUGUAGAGCUCAGUAAGGUAGGACAACAAGUGGAAGUUGAGCUACUAGGCAAACACUACCCAGCAAUCAUCAUCCAAGAACCCUUGGUAUUGACGGAACCAACCAGAAACCGACUUCAGAAAAAAGGUGGAAAGGACAAAAUUUGAAAAAGACCUUCAGCAGCUAACUGAAUUAUGGUUGCUACAUGACUGAACUCAAAAUUAUAAUUGAUUUGUGGGUAAACAGGAAACAAAGAAUUCAUUUCAAAAUCAUCAAAAUCCAGAUUUAGAAUCUUAAAAGCUUCCUCCUGUUUCCUCAGCAAGAUAGAAUAAUUGAUUAGAGCUUGCCAUUGUUGUUUCAAAUGAAGAAAUUAGAAAUGACCAUUUUUAUUAUCCCAUAUUGUUUCUUACGAAAUUCAAUCAGAAAAACAUCUUGGCAUUUGCUAAUUAACAUACAAUCAUUGUUACAACAGAAUUAAAGAACUAGAAGAAUUUUAGGAACAUAUACAUAUGGUUCUUAUUAGAUGAAAACAAAUUAAUAAAUUAUGUUUUAUAUAAAAACAAAUGCAAUACUGUUAAUGGAUUUACUGCAUUGGGAAAUAUUUUCUUAGUUGAUAAGGAAUAGUUUUAAUUUCUCAUAAUACAUCUUUGGUGAAAAUAGUAUAAUUUAAUAUUGAUAUAUAACACUUUAUUCAAUUCUCUGAAAUAUUUAUUUUCUUAAUAACUUCACUGAAAGCAGCUUUAUGGUACAUUAUUAUCGUCCUUUCAAAGCUUGUUUUAGAAGAUAAAUUGAAUAAAAAAGAACAGCCUUUCAAAGGAAGUGGUACUUAUAAACCUUCUGAAAUGAAGCUGAAAUAUAAAUAGGUUGUGCCAGUACAAACACAGUUUGAAUACUGAACACCUCUCUUUGGGAAAGAAUUAAUGCAAGUUGACAUCACUCUGUGCUGUAAUGAAUAUCAUUUCUCAAAGUAUUUGACAAAUCAGGUCAAACGAGCUUAAGAGUUGUGUACAGCAAGGAAAAAAAUUCAUUUAGAAAUGUGUCUUUGAUAUACUUCUUGAAAUUAUUUGGCUUUAGUUGACUGAGUAGGUCACAUUUUUUUUUUUAUAAAAGGUAGUUGAUUGUUUAUAAUUUGUUAUAUACUUGUUAUACAUUUAUUGAACUUUCCUUAGAUAUUCAAAAAAGCUGAAUAUGAAGCAUGAUAAGAUUUUGUAAUUAUUACAUGUUUUCAAAUAAUUUCUUGCAAGUUUGAAAAGGUGUCAACUUUGUAUUUUAAAUGUUUCAUAACAGUAAUUAUAUAUUAGAACACCUCAACAUGUCAUUCAUUUCUCUUUGGAAUGUCCUUUUAAAUAAGAAAAGGUAACAAACAUUUCCUAAUUAUCAAGAAUUAUCCAGACCUUAUAUCUUAGUUCUGGUGUUAGGUGCUGGUUAAUGAUGUUGAACGGGAAUCAAGAGAUCCCUAUUCUCAUUUUCUGCCUUUCUGUAGCCCUGUAACCUUGGAAUAUCCACUUACUAUCUCUGGAUUCCUCUUCUGCAAGAUAGACUCUUCUAGGUUCUUUUUUUUUUUUU